AUGCACGAGAGAGCGAGGAAGAGAGAGAGAGAGAGAGAGAGAGAGAGAGAGAGAGAGAGAGAGAGAGAGAGAGAGAGAGAGAGAGAGAGAGAGAGAGAGAGAGAGAGAGAGAGAGAGAGAGAGAGGAGAGAGGAGAGUGGGGAGAGAGAGGGGAGGGCAAGUAUGAUGAUCGUCAAACUUAGCAAUAUCAAGCCAAACGUGAUCAAUAAGUGUAUCCCGCACAGUAGUCGAUGA
Messenger RNA from Closterium sp. Yama58-4, 234 nucleotides. NCBI's taxonomy places the organism in Eukaryota, Viridiplantae, Streptophyta, Zygnematophyceae, Desmidiales, Closteriaceae. The record is from the annotation of a GenBank genome assembly.